AUGGUGUUAAAUACGGAAUGGACACAAAUUGAAGUUAUUGAAUUAAUAAAUGAUGGAUCUGGAACGGGUCUCGGUUUUGGUAUUAUUGGUAAUAAAUCAACAGGUGUUGUGGUGAAAAAUAUAAUACCAGGUGGAAUUGUUGAUAAGGUAUAUAAAUAAACAAUUCUUUGUGAAUUAUAUAAAAAGUGACUAGAAUUCAAAAUAUCUGAUAAUUUUAUAAUUAAAAGAUUUAUGUAGGUAUGAAAAUAAUUACGAUUAUUAUUUAUAAUGUUAGAAUUAUUUGUUACCAUUAACAGUGUGUAUGCACAGGGUUAACAAUAUUAACAAAUCUUAUUUUAGACGUAAAAAUUUACGAAACGUGUCUUAAUUUUAUUGAGUGCGUCGUCGUCGUCGUCGAUCUUCGAUUUCUUGAUUUCUAUGUGCCAUUAUUUGUAAUGAAAUCCGUUCAUCUAAUAAAAUCAACAGCUGUUUUGUUCUAUUAACUGGCUUAGUAUUUAUAACUGAAAAAAAAAAAAAAAAAAAAAAAAAAAAAAAUUUUUUUUUUUUUAAACACACAAAAAGUUAAUUUUGGGGGAACGAAUAUAUAAAAAAGUUUAAUUAAAUUUUUUUUUAAAAAAAACAAAAGUAAAA
Molecule: messenger RNA, 630 nt
Organism: Didymodactylos carnosus
Lineage: Eukaryota; Metazoa; Rotifera; Eurotatoria; Philodinida; Philodinidae
Source: the annotation of a GenBank genome assembly